AUGAGUGUUACAAUCAUGGCUCAUUUGAUUACUGUGGCUACAUGCAAUCUCAACCAAUGGGCAUUGGACUUUGAAGGCAACAGAGAUCGGAUCAUAGGGUCAAUUGAGAUUGCCAAAUCAAAAGGCGCAAAGUUAAGAGUUGGACCUGAAUUGGAAGUAUGUGGAUACGGAUGUCUUGAUCAUUUCCUCGAAAAUGAUGUUUAUGAUCAAUCAUGGGAAAUUUAUAGUGAGAUCUUAAGCGAUCCACGGACCCAAGGAAUUGUUUUAGAUAUUGGAAUGCCCAUAAUCCAUAAGUCAAUUAAGUACAAUUGUCGGAUCAUUUCUUAUAAUGGUAAAAUCUUAUUGAUACGUCCUAAGUUGUAUUUGGCCAAUGAUGGCAACUAUCGUGAAAUGAGGUAUUUCACUCCCUGGAAUCGACCAAAGUAUUUUGAAGAGUUCCAUUUACCUUCAAAGAUCAUCAAGAUCAGUGGUCAGAAUAAAGUUAUCUUUGGUGACUGCGUAAUUCAAACCAGAGAAACCAAAUUAGGGUUUGAAACCUGUGAGGAGCUUUUCACUCCUCAAAGUCCUCAUAUAGCAAUGGCUUUAGAUGGAGUUGAAAUCUUUACCAAUAGUUCUGGAUCCCAUCAUGAAUUAAGAAAGUUGAACACUAGAAUGAAAUUGAUUACCGAAGCAACCACUAAAUGUGGAGGUGUAUAUCUUUAUGCUAAUCAAAAGGGUUGUGAUGGUGAUAGACUUUAUUAUGAUGGGUGUGCAUCCAUUGUACUUAACGGUAAAAUGUUGGCUCAGGGUUCACAGUUUUCAUUGAAAGACAUUGAAGUCCUUACAGCUACAAUUGAUCUUGAUGAUGUAAGAUCUUAUAGAAAUCAAAAAUCAGCUUCAAUGCAAGCAGUCUUGACUGAAGAAGUUUAUCAUACUAUUGAAACUGAUAUUGAAUUGGCACCUUCUUCUCAUGUUUUUGAUCCAACAAUUAGACCUACAUUGGAACAAGAAGUCAAAUACCAUCUUCCAGAGGAAGAGAUUGCUCUUGGUCCUGCUUGUUGGUUAUGGGAUUAUUUGCGGAGAUCUAAAUGUGCUGGUUAUUUCCUUCCCUUAAGUGGAGGUAUUGAUUCUUGUGCUACUGCCACAAUUGUUCACCUGAUGUGUCUAUUGGUAGUUGAAGCAGUUCGAAACGGUGAUAAGCAAGUUUUGGAAGAUAUCCAAACUUUGGUUCAUGAUAAUACUUUUAUUCCUCAAACUCCUCAAGAAAUUGCUUCAAAACUCUUCUAUACAAGCUUCAUGGGUACAGUUAAUUCCUCUAAAGAAACAAGAUAUAGAGCUAAGGAAUUGGCCACUAAAAUCGGAUCUUUCCAUGUUGAUAUGAAUAUGGAUACCCUUGUUACUGCUGUGGUUAAUGUAUUUGAAGUAGCAACCGGGAAGAAACCCAUCUUUAAGAUCUUUGGAGGUUCUCAAACCGAAAACUUGGCUUUACAAAACAUUCAGGCACGUUUAAGAAUGGUUUUGGCUUAUUUGUUUGCUCAAUUGUUACCUUGGACAAGACGUAUUUCUGGAGGAUUGUUGGUGCUAGGGAGUGCUAAUGUUGAUGAAUGCUUAAGAGGAUAUUUGACCAAAUAUGAUUGUUCUUCCGCUGAUAUUAAUCCUAUUGGAGGAAUUUCUAAAACUGAUUUGAAAAGGUUCAUCGCUUGGGCAGAAAUCAACUUUGAAUUACCAAUUUUGAAUGAAUUCUUAACCGCAACCCCAACUGCUGAAUUGGAACCAAUCACUGAGAAUUAUGUUCAAUCAGAUGAAGUAGAUAUGGGAAUGACUUAUGAUGAAUUAUCAAGAUUUGGAAGAUUAAGAAAAGUUGAAAAAUGUGGGCCUUAUUCCAUGUUUAUCAAAUUAUAUCAUGAAUGGUCUCAACCGCCUUAUUCAUUAACUGCUGAACAAGUUGCAGAAAAGGUUAAACGGUUUUGGUUCUUUUAUGCCAUUAAUAGACAUAAGAUGACCACUAUGACGCCUGCCUAUCAUGCUGAACAAUAUUCACCUGAUGAUAACAGAUUUGACUUGAGACCAUUUUUGAUUAAUCCUAGGUUCCCUCAUGCAUCCAAAAAAAUAGACCAAGUGGUUAAGAUUAUCAGUGAACGGGAAAAGAAGAUUGCGGAGAGUAACUUGAGUGUUGAUUGA
Messenger RNA from Lizanozyma spartinae, 2160 nucleotides. RefSeq names its product glutamine-dependent NAD(+) synthetase (gene QNS1). NCBI's taxonomy places the organism in Eukaryota, Fungi, Ascomycota, Pichiomycetes, Serinales, Debaryomycetaceae. The transcript has 2 exons. Gene Ontology annotation, biological process: NAD+ biosynthetic process. Gene Ontology annotation, molecular function: glutaminase activity; NAD+ synthase (glutamine-hydrolyzing) activity; ATP binding. Gene Ontology annotation, cellular component: cytoplasm. Bases 1 to 2160 code for a protein of 719 amino acids. The record is from RefSeq and is a predicted model, not a curated record.